AUGAGUUUCGCAAGAGUGACACGUCGGAGUCGUGUCUUGAGUGCGCUAGCUCUUGCUGCUAUCUCAAUCUGGUACCUAGUUACAAGAGGCACAAUUCAGCAAAUUGAGUACCCCAUUGGAGCAUCCACAGACUUGCACCGGCUCUAUCCACACAAUACGACCGAACAUGUCAACUUCUGGCGCCAGCUUCAACCACUCUUACUUGCUUAUGAACCGCAAUGCAAGCCCCCACGGAGACUUGGAAAUGCACCAGCAAGUGGCUUCACGCCUAGGGACCCGAUUUCUCGACCAGAACUUUUGAAAAUGCCAGCACAUGAUGUGCUGAGGAUGCGAAACGCCCACGACGACUUUGUGACAGCCAUCAGAACGGAUCCACCACAAAUUUCGUAUAUUCCCGACACAAGAGGCCUGGUUACAACUGCUGGCGGCUCCUAUUUACCGGUGCUGGUGAUUUCAUUACGAAUGCUACGCCGCACGGGUUCGAAAUUACCUAUGGAGGUAUUCUUAGCAACGCCUGAUGAGUACGAGCAGACUAUCUGUGACCAGGUUCUACCUGCCUUGAAUGCAAAGUGCAUUGUCAUGUCGGAAAUCAUGAAUGCUGUGCCUGGAGCAGCUAAGAUUGAGAAAUAUCAAUUAAAGCCGUUUGCCAUGCUCUUCUCUUCAUUUGAGGAGAUAUUGUUCCUGGAUGCCGACGCAUUUCCAAUCGCCAAGCCCGAAUCGCUUUUUGAGAAUGAGCCAUUCAAAAGCACGAAGAUGUUAACAUGGCCAGAUUUCUGGGCAUCGUCGGCUUCGCCGUACUAUUAUGAGAUUUCAUCACAGGCAGUCACGCCAAUGGAUUCUCGACAGUCAACCGAGUCAGGUGAAAUGCUCAUCUCGAAAAAAACCCAUCUGCGAACUCUCCUUCUCUGUACCUAUUAUAACUUCUGGGGACCAACUCAUUAUUACCGUCUUUUGUCACAAGGCGCAGCAGGAGAGGGAGAUAAGGAAACAUUCAUCACUGCGGCAGCCGCCCUCGGUGAGCCAUUCUAUCAAGUCAGCGAACCGAUCUGUGCUAUGGGACAUCAAACAGAAGGCGGGCUUGCUGGGUCUGCUAUGGUCCAGUUCAAUCCAAUGGAAGACUAUAAGCUCACUCAAAAGGGGCAAUGGCGUGUGAAUGGGUCUGUGGCCCCAGCACCACACCCCUUCUUUAUCCACGCCAACUUCCCGAAAUUCAAUCCUGCGACUGUGUUCUCGAAACAGGCAGUUAACCCUGCCUUCAAUGACGAUGGAACUUACACACGCGCAUGGACUAUUCCCGAGGAUACAAUCAAAGCAUUCGGUUCUGAUGUGGAAAAACAGUUCUGGGCCGAGAUUCUAUGGACCGGGUGCGAAUUAGAGACCCAAUUCGAAAGCUGGAAAAACCAAACUGGAAUUUGCAGUGAUGUAAAGAAAUACUGGGACGCACAAUUUGGACCAGAGAGCCCCUCCAGUGUAUAA
Molecule: messenger RNA, 1476 nt
Organism: Penicillium macrosclerotiorum
Lineage: Eukaryota; Fungi; Ascomycota; Eurotiomycetes; Eurotiales; Aspergillaceae
Product: alpha-mannosyltransferase
Exons: 1
Coding region: 1-1476 (491 amino acids)
Biological process (GO): mannan biosynthetic process
Cellular component (GO): Golgi apparatus
Molecular function (GO): alpha-1,2-mannosyltransferase activity
Source: RefSeq, a predicted model, not a curated record